This is a messenger RNA of Pleuronectes platessa (European plaice), 1964 nucleotides long. It is a transcript of the gene ntmt1, whose product is annotated as N-terminal Xaa-Pro-Lys N-methyltransferase 1. Gene Ontology annotation, molecular function: N-terminal protein N-methyltransferase activity. Gene Ontology annotation, biological process: N-terminal protein amino acid methylation. Gene Ontology annotation, cellular component: cytoplasm. The coding region runs from base 399 to 1067 and encodes 222 amino acids. The record is from RefSeq and is a predicted model, not a curated record. Lineage: Eukaryota; Metazoa; Chordata; Actinopteri; Pleuronectiformes; Pleuronectidae. The transcript has 4 exons.
GUUGAUUUUAAACUCUUAAUAAAGUUGUAUUCAAACUGAGCUGUCAGUGGUUAGUUAACAAGCUAGUUAGUUAGCUGCUCACUCGCUGGUGUAACUACACGUUCACUACGUUAUAAUAUAAGAGAUCAAGUCCAAGUGAUAGAGACACAUGGACACUUCUACAUGUCCCCGACUCCUGUCCACAGGGUCUGAGGUAGAGACACGAGGAGGACACGCUGUUUGAUAAAGAUCUGAUCAUACUGAUCCAGAGUCAGUUCACUUUACAUCACGUAGAAAAGGACAGUUUGAGUUAUAGAGGGAAGACGUGAAAGAAAUGAGUUUAUAAUGUUUGUGUCUCAAUAAAUGAUCUGAGUCACAUGAUGAGAGCUGACAGCUGAGCUGCUGCUGAGGGAAGCAGGAUGGGGGACGUGGCACAAGACGAGACGAGCUUCUACUCCAACGCUGAGGGCUACUGGAGGGACGUGUCCCCCACAGUGGACGGGAUGCUGGGAGGCUACGGACGCAUCUCCAACAUCGACAUCAACGGCUCCAAGUUGUUUCUGCACAAGUUCCUCGGGGACGGGGACGGGAAGACGGGGACGGGCUGCGCUCUGGACUGUGGCGCCGGCAUCGGGAGGAUCAGCAAGCGCCUGCUGCUGCCGCUGUUCAGCACCGUGGACCUGGUGGACGUGACGCAGGAGUUCCUGGACAGAGCCAAGACGUACCUGGAGGAGGACAGCAAGAGAGUGGGACACUACUUCUGCAGCGGCCUGCAGGACUUCGUCCCCGAGCGCGGACGCUAUGAUGUCAUCUGGAUCCAGUGGGUCAUCGGUCACCUGACGGACGCCCACCUGGUGGAGUUCCUGCGCCGCUGCCAGGGGGCGCUGCGGCCCAACGGCCUGAUCCUCAUCAAGGACAACAUGUCCUACGAGGGCGUGGUCCCCGACGAGGUGGACAGCAGCGUGUGCCGUGAGCUGCCGAUGGUCCGCGGCCUGGUGAGCCGGGCGGGUCUCCGCAUCGUCCACGAGGAGCAGCAGCUGGACUUCCCCAAGGAGAUCUACCAGGUCCACACGCUGGCCCUCAGAUAGACGCCGGGGGGGCGGGGCUCAGAUUGAAGGGUUUCCUGUGGACAUGGCGUUUCUCGAGUCAGCGAUGUGUUUAUGAUGUGUUGUGCGUGUGAUGAGUUUGUGGAGCAUGUGCGUUGCUUCAGGCCGAGCCUCCGUCCAGCUCCCGCUCGAGACGCACACGUUCCAGCUUCCUGUUUGAGUCCCUCAGGUCAGAGGUCAGGUCGGCCAAUCGAAACUGAUGCUCUGUGUGAACCAGUCAAUCUUCACUGUGUGACAUCACAUCCUGUCCUGGAGCAGGAAGACUCACGAGUCACCUGACGUUCUUCUUCCAGUUUCCAGAAGUGGAGCCUCUUCAUCCUGUAGCACCACAAACUGUCCUCUCGUUAGCGUCUGUCCCCCCCCCCCCCCGUCCCCCCCGACAGACACGUCCUCAGUCCUCCUGAGGUUGGACCCUCGAGAGCUUCUGGGUUAGAACAGAACAUCGUGUAGUAGAACAUCUGGAAUCGACCUCGGAAGGUCAAACAUUAACGAAAAGGAUGUUCACCUCAGGAACCAGAGAUCUGGAGACAUGACACGUUUCUAACCUGAAUCUUUUAAUACCUGACGUCCUCUUUAUUAAUAAAACUGUAUUAAUACAUUGGCAGAUUUUUGUUGUGACUGUUGACUCACCACAGGUCGUGUGUUUUUCUCCUGGAGCUGAUGUGACGUUGAUUGAGCUGCAUCAUCAAGUUUUCAUCUUGUGCCAAAAAGUUAUUCAUCUCAUGUUUUUAAAUGUCACAGGGAAAUGAAUCAGAGGAUUCGGGUUUUAAGAUUUAAUGAAGAUAACGUUUUGAAACAGUCAAAUAAAACAAGUGUAAAAGUUCAAAUGGAGCCAUUCCCCCCCAAAAAAUAUUUGAUUGAAUAAAGUAAAAAAAAUGA